UGUCAGCCGCGGCCACGAAUAAUAGAAAACACGGUUUUUAUAUCGUAACAAUUUAGGAAUUGUAUAAAUUGGUAAAACAAUACAAUAAAACAAAUUCUUCAACGCAAUUCUCUAAGUGCAAAUAGAAUAAGUGUAAUUAUCCAUCGAACUAUGUUAUAACUAAGAUGAACUCGGAGUAACAUUCGCGCAUCUUCCGUCGUUGCGGCCGAAAAAUAGUUUAUCGGAAAAAAUAGUGACAAUAAGAUGCCUUUUGUUAAUAUCAAAAAGCAAUAUUUUAUUAUCGGGAUGUUAUUUUUUGUAGUUUUAUUUUUAUUUAAUAGUCGACCUGCAUUUCAAUGCCAAUUUACACCCGAAAUCAUGCCGUAUAUACCAACAAUCUAUGGGAUAACUCCGACAUACGCAAGACUUGCACAAAAAGCAGAUCUCACAAGAUUGUCACAGACUUUGAUGCUGGUGAAGAAUUUCCACUGGAUUGUUAUAGAGGACUCUGGAACGAAAACGAAAUUAGUUGAAAAUCUACUCAAAGACUCUAUGCUCAAGUACACACAUCUUAAUGUUAAAACCCAUAAAUCAAAGCACUCAACGGCAAGUGGUGUUGAACAAAGAAAUGUUGCAUUGAACUGGCUCCGUGAACAUUUACUGAAGAUUCAUGAUACAAAGGGUGUUGUGUAUUUCAUGGAUGAUGAUAAUACAUAUUCCCUGAAAGUUUUUGAUGAGAUGCGAAAAAUAAAAAAAGUUGGAGUAUGGCCUGUCGGUAUUGUGGGUGGAAUGAGAGUAGAAAUGCCACUUGUGACUGAUGGCAAAGUGUCAGGAUACAAUGCUGUGUGGAAGCCAUUCAGACCAUUCCCAAUAGAUAUGGCCGGAUUUGCAAUAAAUGCUACAUUAUUUGUAGACCAUCCCGAGGCAAAGUUUUCAAGGAAGGUUCAGUCCGGUUUUCAGGAAAGUGAGAUUCUCAAAUACGUGGUUACAAAAGAAGAUUUGGAACCGCUGGCGGAGAAUUGCACCAAAGUGUACGUGUGGCACACCCGCACACAAACACCUUCAAUACUCAACCCGAAGAAAUUGAAACAUCCUCCUAUGCCUGAUGGACAUAUUGAAGUGUGAACUCGAUACUGCCGUAAAGUAUUAAAGAUUCAAUGCGACGAUCAAAUAUUUUGAAUCUAUAAUUCAUUGUGGAUAUCUGGUGUAUUGACCUUGAUUGACACAGCCAUAUUGUAUUACUAAUUUAAUAUUGCGAUCAACAUUUUUAAUUUAGAAUUUAAUAUGGCUAUCAACUAUUUUGAAUUUGGAAU
Messenger RNA from Papilio polytes (common Mormon), 1292 nucleotides. It is a transcript of the gene GlcAT-I, whose product is annotated as galactosylgalactosylxylosylprotein 3-beta-glucuronosyltransferase I. Bases 244 to 1104 code for a protein of 286 amino acids. Gene Ontology annotation, cellular component: Golgi membrane. The record is from RefSeq and is a predicted model, not a curated record. Gene Ontology annotation, molecular function: galactosylgalactosylxylosylprotein 3-beta-glucuronosyltransferase activity. NCBI's taxonomy places the organism in Eukaryota, Metazoa, Arthropoda, Insecta, Lepidoptera, Papilionidae. Gene Ontology annotation, biological process: chondroitin sulfate proteoglycan biosynthetic process; carbohydrate metabolic process. The transcript is spliced from 5 exons.